AUGGGGCCGGAGCCGAAGCGCUCGGGCUGGGCGGCCGAGCGGGAGCCGGCGCCGCUGGAGAAAGGUUUGUUCCAAGACGGAGAUUCGAGCAGCGACUGCCGCAGUGACGACAGCCCAGGGUCGCGGUUACCCAGCGUUGUGCUGCAGGGGAAGACCGCUUUCCCGGAGAUGUUCCAGACGAGCCACCUGCUGCUCUACGAGCGCUUCAGAGCCUAUCAGGACUACAUUCUAGCUGACUGCAAGGCCUCCGAGGUGGGAGAAUUCACGGCCGAGUUCCUGGAGAAGGUGCUCGAACCAUCUGGAUGGCGGGCGGUCUGGCACACUAAUGUGUUCAAGGUGCUGGUGGAGGUCACGGACGUGGACUUUGUAGCCUUGAAGGCUGUGGUGAGGCUGGCGGAGCCAUACCUCUGUGAGUCUCAAGUGAGUGCCUUCACCAUGGAGUGCAUGAGGGAGCUCCUGGACCUGAAGGGACAGCGGCUGCCGCUGCAGGAGCUGUGGGUGGUGUUCGACGGCUCCGGAGCGUUUGACCAGACCGCGCUCGCCAUUGAGCACGUCAGGUUUUUCUACCAACACAUUUGGAGGAGUUGGGAUGAAGAAGAGGAGGAUGAGUACGACUAUUUUGUCAGAUGUGUAGAACCUCGAUUGAGACUGCACUAUGACAUUCUCGAGGACCGUGUUCCCUCCGGACUCGUCGCCGACUACCACAGCCUGUUGUCGCAGUGCGAGGGCAUCUACAGGAGCUUCUUGAAUCUGAGAAGCAGCCUGUCGGCCUGUGGCUCGGACUCAGAGCAGGAGAACAUCUCCAUGGUGGAAGGGCUGAAGCUGUACUCGGAGAUGGAGCAGCUGAAGCAGAAGCUGAAGCUCAUCGAGAACCCCUUGCUGCGGUACGUGUUCGGUUACCAGAAGAAUUCUGACAUCCAGGCGAAGGGCGUCCGUCCAGAUGGUCAGAAGGUCACCCACGUGGUCUCCUCCACCAUGAUGACCGGGCUGCUGCAGUCCCUGCUCAGGGACAGGCUUUGUCAGGAGCCGUGUGCGGAAGACAGAGAAGUCCAGUUCCACAGCGACCCCCUGUCGGCCAUAAACGCCUGCUACGAAGGGGACACGGUGAUCGUCUGUCCCGGCCACUACGUGGUGCACGGCACCUUCUCCAUCGCUGACUCCAUCCAGUUGGAAGGGUACGGUCUGCCCGAUGACGUCGUGAUAGAAAAGAGGGGCAAGGGGGACAGUUUCGUGGACUGUACGGGUGCGGACAUUAAAAUCUCGAGCAUGAAGUUUGUUCAGCAUGACGCUGUGGAAGGGAUCUUAACCAUCCAUCGGGGCAGGACCACCGUGGAGAGCUGCGUGCUGCAGUGCGAGACGACCGGCGUCACUGUGCGGACGUCCGCGGAGUUCGUGAUGAAGACCUCGGACUUGUAUGGGGCCAAGGGUGCCGGUGUGGAGGUGUACCCCGGGAGCACGUGCACCCUGAGCGACAGCGGCAUCCAUCACUGCAAGGAAGGCAUCCUCAUCAAGGACUUCCUGGACGAGCACUACGGCAUUCCCCGGAUAUCCAUGGUGAACAACGUCAUACACAACAACGAGGGCUACGGCGUCGUCCUGGUGAAGCCCACCAUCUUCUCCGACCUGCAAGAAGACGCCCAGGACGGGGCUGAAGAAAAUAAAGCACCUACAGCUCCGACGAGUGGAGAGGCAGAGGCAGCUGCGCGAGUGGGCCUGGGCGAGCCGCUGCAGUGCGUGGCCGGGAGAGGGGGGCUGGGUGCGCGGCCCGGCCCCUCCGAGCAGGUCGAAGGCAACUGGGAGAUCGUCAGCGAGCUCGUCGCCGCCUCCACGCAGAAAGGCCAGAUGAGGAAGAAGAGGCUGAGUGAGCUGGGGAUCACGCAGGCCGACGACGACCUGAUGUCCCAGGAGAUGUUUGUCUCCAUCAUGGGGAACCAGUUCAAGUGGAACGGGAAAGGCAGCUUCGGCACGUUCCUGUUCUGAGCACGGUGGCCUGGA
Molecule: messenger RNA, 1995 nt
Organism: Molossus molossus (Pallas's mastiff bat)
Lineage: Eukaryota; Metazoa; Chordata; Mammalia; Chiroptera; Molossidae
Gene: SHCBP1
Product: SHC binding and spindle associated 1
Exons: 13
Coding region: 1-1980 (659 amino acids)
Biological process (GO): fibroblast growth factor receptor signaling pathway
Source: RefSeq, a predicted model, not a curated record